GGGAAAAGUUUCGAUGGCCCGGCCUUCGGGUCUGAGCCGGUCCCGGCAGAGGCUACGAGGGAGGACGCCACACCUGACCUUCAGAUCCUUCCCCUCGCGUCUCGGGGCCCAGCGUUGCGCCCGAUCGCCCCUCACCUCCGGCUCCGGGCGCUCCGAGGCCAUCACACAGCCCUCCAGCGCCGGCCCGGGACCAAGAGACUGUUCCACGCCUGACCUCUGACCUGGUUAUCUCGGCGCCUGGCAGGAAACGGAAGUUGGUGGGAAGUCUGCGUACCAAGCGUUUUGAUUGGUGAACGAAGCCCUCUCGGCGGUGCCAGGUGACUGGAGAACCGGAAGAGGAAUUCGGUGGGGCAGCCAAGGCAGCUGCAAUGCAGAGAGAGGAGAAGCAGCUUGAGGCAUCAUUAGAUGCACUGCUAAGUCAAGUGGCUGAUCUGAAGAACUCACUGGGGAGUUUCAUUUAUAAGUUGGAGAACGAGUAUGACCGGCUGACCUGGCCCUCUGUCCUGGAUAGCUUUGCAUUGCUGUCUGGACAGUUGAACACUUUGAACAAGGUCUUGAAGCAUGAGAAGACACCUCUGUUCCGUAACCAGGUCAUUAUCCCUCUGGUGUUGUCCCCAGACCGAGAUGAAGAUCUCAUGCGGCAGACUGAAGGACGAGUGCCUGUUUUCAGCCACGAAGUGGUCCCUGACCAUCUGAGAACCAAGCCUGACCCUGAAGUUGAAGAGCAGGAAAAGCAGCUGACAACAGAUGCUGCCCGCAUUGGUGCUGAUGCAGCUCAGAAGCAGAUCCAGAGCUUGAAUAAAAUGUGCUCAAACCUUCUGGAGAAAAUCAGCAAAGAGGAGCGAGAAUCAGAGAGUGGAGGUCUCCGGCCAAACAAACAGACCUUUAACCCUGCAGACACCAAUGCCUUGGUGGCAGCUGUUGCCUUUGGGAAGGGGCUGUCUAAUUGGAGACCUUCAGGCAGCAGUGGCCCAGGCCAGCCGGGCCAGCCAGGAGCUGGGACGAUUCUUGCAGGAACUUCAGGACUACAGCAAGUACAGAUGGCAGGAACUCCAAGCCAGCAGCAGCCAAUGCUCAGUGGGGUGCAGAUGGCUCAAGCAGGUCAACCAGGCAAAAUGCCAAGCGGAAUAAAAACCAACAUCAAGUCUGCUUCAAUGCAUCCAUAUCAGCGGUGAGUGUCGAUGGCGGCCUCCUAGGUGACCUUGGCCAAGUUGGGUAGUGAAAUAAUCUUUUGCUCAAGGCUCACCAGCUUGGGUACAAUAAAAAAGAAUGUGGCUUUCAGCAACAGACAAAUCCCUGCUCCACCAUUGACUAGCUUUGUGACCUUGGGCAAAUGGCUUAAUUUUUCUGAGUUUGUGAGCCUGUUUUCUCAUUUGUAAAUGGUGGUAAUACCUACCUCAUAGGGUUGUUGUGAGGAUUGAAAUGAGGAAAUGAAUGUAAAACACUUAGCACAGCAUACGAAGUAAAAGUUACUCAAUAAAAGAACGUUUCUGUAGCCACUUCUCCACCUUGCCCUCCACAGUCCAGAACUUACCCUGAUUGUAUACUGCUCUAUGUCAAUGGCUAGCUGAUGCACACAGGAUCAAAUAUGUCUAUGCUUAUUUUGUACUGGCAGAAACUGUAGCAGCCCGUGUAUCCCUGGAGGGAUAUUAUUUCCUUAGGUCCUCCUGCCCAGGUUUCAUCCCGCUGUCCCUCUUAAGCUGCAGGAGAGGAGGCUUCUGGGCCAGGUUAAACCAUCCACUUAGAGCUGGGCCUGUACUACUCUCCAUCCUCUGGAAACCAAUUCACACUUCUCUAGGUAAAAGUCCCCAUCCUUUAUCCCACCCUUACACAUGAAGGAAAAUGUCAAGGGGCUGAUAGUUGGGCAACUUCUCAUGCAGUGGCUCUACCAGGCAGAACUAUAUGAGAAAGGGUUCUCCUGUAGCAUAUAUAAAAGCCCCUUCUUCUUCUGGGCUUAUUUUUCUUAAUUUGGGGGGAGCAGGGAAUUGCACUUAAUAUUGUCUUUUAUUGGGAUUUAGUUGUCCUCCUAAUAGUGGCUA
This is a messenger RNA of Heterocephalus glaber (naked mole-rat), 2039 nucleotides long. RefSeq names its product mediator complex subunit 8 (gene Med8). Gene Ontology annotation, molecular function: RNA polymerase II cis-regulatory region sequence-specific DNA binding; transcription coregulator activity. The record is from RefSeq and is a predicted model, not a curated record. Lineage: Eukaryota; Metazoa; Chordata; Mammalia; Rodentia; Bathyergidae. Gene Ontology annotation, biological process: regulation of transcription by RNA polymerase II. Gene Ontology annotation, cellular component: core mediator complex; mediator complex.